AUGCGACCGCGAGCGCAAACAAACGCCACAAGUCCUUCUUCGUCUUCUGCUACCAAAAAAGUUGCGACUAGGGAAGAAUGGGAGAAGAAACUUGGCGAAGUGAAAAUAAGUAAAACCGAUUUGAAUAAUCUAGUAAUGAAUUACUUAGUGAUCGAAGGAUACAAAGAUGCCGCAGAAAAAUUUAGUCAAGAGUGUGGCCUACAACCAAAUAUUGAUUUUGAAUCGAUACAAGAUCGGAUGAAUAUUCGAAAUGCGAUACAGAAUGGAAAUAUUUUAGACACAAAUCCAAAACUUUACUUUCAUCUCCAACAACAACGACUGAUCGAAUACAUUCGUCAAGGUAAAACAAGUGAGGCGCUAGAAUUUGCGCAAGAUGAGUUGGCACCACGUGGUGAAGAAAACCCAGAAUUUCUUGAAGAACUAGAACGCACAAUGGCAUUACUGGCAUUUGAAGAUACCAGUCAAUCACCAGUCGGCUAUCUUUUACAUCCUGCACAACGACAGCGAACCGCUAGCGAAUUAAACGCGGCGAUUUUAACGUCACAAAGUCAGGAUAAAGAUCCGAAAUUACCAAGUUUAUUGAAAAUGCUCGUUUGGGCACAAAAUCAACUUGAUGAGAAGUUGUCGUUUCCUCAAAUAAGGAAUCUCGCGACAGCUGAAUUGGUUGAGGGAACAACACCAGCAUCAAAUGCAUCCCCUUCUACGUCUAAUAAUAAUAAUACGAGUACCUCAUCUAUCAUUUCCUUUCCUCCGUCGUUAUCUUCUACAUGA
Messenger RNA from Ambispora leptoticha, 771 nucleotides. NCBI's taxonomy places the organism in Eukaryota, Fungi, Glomeromycota, Glomeromycetes, Archaeosporales, Ambisporaceae. The record is from the annotation of a GenBank genome assembly.